Molecule: messenger RNA, 7941 nt
Organism: Oncorhynchus kisutch (coho salmon)
Lineage: Eukaryota; Metazoa; Chordata; Actinopteri; Salmoniformes; Salmonidae
Gene: shroom4
Product: shroom family member 4
Exons: 15
Coding region: 297-5933 (1878 amino acids)
Biological process (GO): actin filament organization
Cellular component (GO): apical plasma membrane; cortical actin cytoskeleton; apical junction complex
Molecular function (GO): actin filament binding
Source: RefSeq, a predicted model, not a curated record
ACUGUUUUUUCAGGGGAAACUGCUGUAGCCCUGAGAACCGGAAACAUCCGUUUUCACCACCCCGCGGAGAGUGGAACACUAACGCUACUGCCUGAACUUUUUUUUAGCCCUCCCCCAAUCUGUAUGUAUCACUAAUGUCUCUGUUCGAUUUGUUGCUUUAUUGCAAUGGAAUGGUAGGACCCAUUGCCUAGUAGUGAUGGAGACCGAGUUCUAAAACAGCGCAGAUAGAAAAGUGACUCCUUUCCACUCCGCUCGGUCGGUUACCGCGAGUAUAAUAACGUAAACAUAUAUCUAGAAUGGAGACUGUUGAGCAGCUCGUGUCGUUUAACCAUAUCCCAGUCCAGUUAAACGGAGGCACGCCUUGGGGGUUCACGCUGAAAGGAGGUCUCGAGCACGGAGAACCGCUCAUCAUCACUAAAAUCGAGGAAGGUGGUAAGGCAGAACAAUGUAAGAAGCUGAGAGUGGGUGAUGAACUGGUGAAUAUAAACGGAUCAGCCCUCUACGGUUCAAGACAGGAAGCUCUAAUACUCAUCAAGGGAUCCUACCGGAUACUAAAGAUCACCGUAUGCAGACGCAGUGUACCUGUGAUCAGGCCUCACUCGUGGCACCUGGCCAAGCUUUCAUCAACGGAGUCCCCCCACAGUUCUACCCCUGUCCCCCCUCCUCCUCCCCCGUCCCCCCCAUCUGCCAUGCAGCUCCAUCCUGGGCCCUACACACUACCCUGGCACUCUACAGCAGACAACAGUGAUCUGUCUAUCCAGUGGAACAAGCUCUCCAGACACUACUCUACAGACAGAAGCAGUUCCCUAAGUAGCAUGGACAGCCUUGACCCUCCUAGCAGCCAAGUGUACUACGAUUCCCAUAAUUCCCCAGUGGACCCGGCCAUCUUCAACAAUAAGAGAGACUAUGAUUACCACAAUUCACCAGUGGACCCUGCUAUAUUCAACAAUAUAAGAGACUCUGCCUAUAGCUCUUUCUCAGCUAGUUCUAAUAUGUCAGACUAUACUGUCUCAUUAAGGCCCGGUGAGGCCUGUUCUAUGGAGAAUAUCCUCCGAAGCCUUGGGCCAGGGGGACCCGCCUGCCGGGUUUAUGCCUGUGGCAAUGCACCAUCCCUGGGGAGGGAGUCAGGCGAGGCCCAGGAUGAGACCGGUACCUCAACCCUACUACUAAAGUCGAGGUCGCUGACCAGGCCAAGAGUGAGGCAGCCAGAAGCGAAGGAGAGACCAUCUUCGUACUGUUUUGAAGAGGAGAGGAGAGAAGGGAGAGGGGAGAAGGGUGGAGGAGGAGGGAAGAGGGGGGUUUCAAUUCCCCCCCUUCCCCCAACCAGGAAGGACAGUUUUAGGGCCACGAGGGGUCGCUUGGGGAUUACAGAUGUCAAAGAUCAACGAUGCAUCUCUGCCCCCGUCGGAAUUCCCAGCCUCUUCAGUUGCCAUGUCGAGGACGAUGACGACGAUCCUCAGAAUGUUCCUGGUGUUCCGGUUAUUCUCAGCUGGAACGGCUAUCCCGCUCCCUGCAAGGUGGCAGAGGGAGACAUGGGAAAUGGGAAAAAAAAUGGGGUUGGGAAUUUUAAAGGAGAUUCUUUGGAGCAAUACUACACCCUCAUCUCCAAAAAAAAAGAUACCCUUGUGAAUAAGAACUCAGGGAUCCAGGAGAUCCACCCAGACUCCCUCCACCUCCCUGCCCUAGAGAUAAGCUCCUCUUCCUCAAUCCCCGGCUCCAGCUCCCUACCUCCAGACAGCUCCAUAGAUCCAGACCCCCCAGGUGAAGCCAACCACCUCCUCCCCCAGAACAAGCACUGCUCAUCAGGUCUCUACAGACAAAGCGUCCCUGAGAAACUCUUAUCGCAGCUACGUCAUCUAGAGUUUUCCAGUGACUCUUCGGACCAUAGCUCCGUCUCCCCCUCCAGCUCCCAGUGGUCUCGCUCCCCCCUUAAUCCCCCCAGGGAGGACCUAGGAGGGGAUAUAGGGAGUCACGACACCUCCCUCCUCCUCCUCCAGCAGAACACGGGGGAGUGGGAACAAAGGAGUCAAUGCUCUACCCCAGGAUUGGUGGACAUUGAUGGGAUUGGGGAGGCAGGAGAGGUGAGUGUGGUGGUUUGGGAGAGUAGGGAGGUGGUGGCGGCUGCUGGUAGUCUCCUCUCGCCCAUCCAGGUCCAACACCCCUGGGGUAGGCCGGUGAGUCUUCCAGGGUCAGGGGAGCCCUCUGGAGAUUGUACACAGGGAGAGGUGAGCUCUGAGCGGAUUUGGGAGACCGACUUUGGGCCUCUCAGUGCUGCAGCCAGUGUAGACAGCCUACUGGAGGGGAGUCAUAGAGGAGGAGGAGGAGGAAGAAGGGAUGAUAAUGAAGGAAAGGUGCUGAUGAAGAAACCCAGGAGUCACCGUUCGUCCCGGGCACGCCGUCGCAGCGAACGCUUCGCCACGAACCUCCGUAACGAGAUCCAGCACAAGAAGGCCCAGCUGUCCAAGAGUAAAGGCCCAGGAGGGUUACUCUACAGCGGGGAGACAGUUGAGGAAGAAGAAGGUCCAGACCUGGAAAUCCAGGACCUCGUGAGGAAAGAGGCUGAGGAUGUUGAUCUGCCUGCCAAGGAGAGCAGCUCCCAAGGCGUGUACACCUGUUCCGACAUCAGCCUCUCAGCUCCAGCUCCUGGAGGUCUGAACAGACUAUCCUCUUCUUCCACCCUCCAGCUCCACCAGCCGUCCCUAGCCCCAGUUUCAGCUCUACAACCCCCCAGGGAUGAAGAACCUGAACCACAAGGGAAGCAAGACCAAGCUACAGACUCUUCCAGGACACCCCAGAGGUCCGUCCCAAACUUGCCCAGCUGGGGUAUGGGUAUCCAGGUCGUGGAGGAGCUAGCUCCAGCUGGUAAGUCCCGCCGAUGGAGAUGGACACCCGAACAUAAACUCCAACCAGAAAUUGACACUGACCGACGGGGGGAGAGGGUCAGAGUGGCCUUGGGGGUGUCAGGACGAGGGAGGGCAUCCUCUGCUUCCUCUUCUUCUUCUACCACUUGUUCUUCCCACACUGAGGAGUCUGAUAUUCUACCUUUCGCGGACCGCUGUAAGUUCUUUGAGGAGACAAGCAGGAGUAUAUUGGUGUCAAAUUUGCCAAGUCUGACGAGACGACGGCAGAGGCCAGAUAGACAUGAGAGGCAGCCUCAUCUGUCGAUGCUGGAGAACCAAAGAGGGGGCUAUGGACAGGGACAAGCCCAGAGGAGGUACUCUUACCAGGGUGGAUUCGAGCGAGAAAGUCCCCUUUUGAUUAAUACCAUGGAGGCCCGGAGACAAUCGGUUAGUGGGAAUAGGGAGAGAGAAAAGGAGAGGGAGAGAGAGAAGCAGAGGGAAAAAGAGAGGGAGAUGGAAAGGGAGGUAAGAGCAAGAGAGAGGGAAAGGGAAAGGGAGCUGGAGAUGGAGAGAGAAAGGGGGAUAGAGAGGGAACAAGAUAGUGAGAUGGAGAAAGAGAGACAAAGUGAGAGAGAAAGGAAAAGAGAGAGGGAGAGAAAGUCACUCAGUUCAGCUCAGGAUCUUUUUGCCAGUCAAUCCCAACCCCAUGCCUACCCCCAGACCCACUCCCAUCCCCAAACCCAGAUGGAGGCCCCUCGUUCAGCCUUCCACCCGGUCAACACCGCUCUCCUCCAGGAUAACCAGGCUCUUCACCAGGGGUAUCCACCACAGAGCUACACACCAACAGAGGCGUAUCCUGCUGCGUCUCGACCGUUACCGUGGGAACAGACACAGAUCAACAGGAAGUUCAGCCUGACCGAGAGGGACUACACCCGGUACAGACGUGAUUCAUCCACCGGGCCACCAAAUUGUACUAUAACAGUAACACCUGACUACCACCACCACCAGCAAGUCUCCCAAAGUGGGGGUUGUUGUAAUGGCUUGCUGUCUGCCUGUAGUGUGGACGAGGAGGACCUUCACCAGACGUCUAUGGUGGUUAACCCUACAUCAUAUUCAUCUUCAUCACUACUACGAAGCAGGGCCAUGUCCGAGAACGAUCUACACUUUGGCUCCACCCACCGCCGUACUUCACCCUCGGUUGCUAUGGCGACACCACUGUCUGAGCUGGAGGAGGGAGGCGGGAUCGAAGGGGGAAGAGUGGGAGGAAUUAGGGGAGCGGCUAACAAAAAUAAGACUCUACCCCCUCCGAGGCCACCUCCCCCCAAAUGGGAGCAGUUCGACCGCAGGAGAGCCUCCCACCACCUCCCUCCUCUCUUCUCCACCUCUGUUUCUUCAUCCAUCCAUCCAUUGGUAAACCCCACCCCCCCUCCUCUCCCUCUCAUACCACCAGAGGGUCCCACCUCUCACCCUUCAUCUCACCCCUGUCACCCUGAAAAGAGUGAAAUGACGCGUCAGCGCUCCUACAGCCUCCCGCCCCAGAGGGAGGAGCUAGAGGGGUGCCAGCGCUGCAUCAGAAGCCAAGUCCAGGAAUGGCGCUUUUCUCAGUCUCCGCCUAGUCCAGGGUUCACACACACGGCCUUCCGGCCGGUGGCCCCGCCCCAAAGGGAUAAAGACACUCCCCCGCGCUACAACGACACACUGCCGCCAUCAGAAAGCUGUGUCAGGUUGUACAACAUGGUUGACCAAGAUUGUCCUGCCUUAUUGAAGCCUAUAUCUCAUAGACAGCAGAGGGCCAGGGCUGAGUGGGAGAGAACUCCGUCUCCCAGAGUGCAUAGCUUCUCAGGUCAACUCACCAUAGAGAAUGGCGUUAUCUCACCAGAGUCCUACUUCGCUAUGAGCUAUGAACAACAACAACAGUUACAGCAGAAUAGAAGAUUGCGGAACCACCCCCACAACAACAACGACAAGUCGGAAUUGGAACAUGAAUUCUUGGAACUGGAACCGGAACCGGAAUCCGAUUUCGGCCCGAGCCCCGCCCAGAGCUUGGAACAGGAAGUGGACAUCCCCAUGGAAACGGACAUCGACGACUCCCAGGAGGAGGGGCUUCCAGAGGAUGAAGAGCCAAUCAGGACAGAGCUACAAGGUUUCGCCCUGCCGGUUACGGUGCUGGAGACGGACAUCGACACGCUCCCUGAUCAGGAGGCCUUGCCAGCGGGUAGGAUGACAGUGGAGAAUGGGUCUCUGGAUGGAGAAAUGGAGGACCAGGGGAUGAGGACCAGAGAGGAACUCAUGGAGGAGCUGUUUCCCCAGAGCAUUGAGGGCGAGGCAGGCACAGAGAGCUGGAGAGGGGCCUACCGUAGCCCCAACCUGGAGCACAAUACAGACAGUCUGGAUAGGCGUUCUGGUGCCAGCUCCAGUUGUUCGUCCUACUACUCUACCUCAGCAGCCAAAGCUCAGCUCCUCACUCAGAUGAAAGACUACUGCUCAGACACUAGAGACACUGAUGAUGAUGAUGAGGACCUGUCUUACAAGAGACAGUUGAUGGAGAGUCUACGUAAGAAGCUAGGAAUUCUGAGAGAGGCACAGAGAGGUCUACAGGAGGAUAUACGGGCUAACGCACAGCUGGGAGAGGAGGUUGAAAGCCUGGUGCUAGCGUUCUGUAAGCCCAAUGAGGUGGAUAAGUUCAGGAUGUUUAUCGGGGAUAUGGAUAAGGUGGUCAGUCUGCUUCUGUCUCUCUCCGGGCGGCUACUUAGGGUUGAGAGCUCACUGGACAACCUGGAGGCCGAGACUGGACACUAUGAGAGGCUCCCCCUCCUGGAGAAGAAGCGUCAGCUCCUGGUGCAGCUGUCAGAGGCCCAGGACCUCAAAGAACAUGUAGACCGAAGGGAGCAGGUUGUGGGAAGGGUGCUAAGACGAUGCCUCUCCCAAGAACAGCACCAUGACUACAGUCAUUACGUCAAGAUGAAGGCAGCAUUGCUGGUGGAACAGAGGCAGCUGGAGGACAAGAUCAGGCUGGGAGAAGAGCAGCUAAGAGGGCUACGGGAGAGCCUAGGGAUGGGAUUAGGGAUGUCCAUGGGAUAUGGGCACUACUAAACCCCAACCAAGAGACCUGAAAGCUGGGCAGAUGGAUGGGGUAUUGACACUAUUGAGAGAAAGUGAUCAAGGACAGUUAGAGCAGUUAAGAACCUUAAGGGAGAGUCUGUGUUGGGGAUGUCCAUGUUGAUGGGGUAUGGACACUAUUGAGAGAACUAACACUUAACUUAAAGGUGAAUUUUGCUUCUUUUUUUUAUAAACAACUCUCUAUUCCAGACACUUUUUUUGCGAUUUCACUUGUUUUUGAGAAACUUACCCCAACCAGUGAUUCACUUCCUCAUUGUUGUUGUGCAGUACGGCGGCUCUGAAAAAAAACGGGGGCUCUGAACAAACAUGAACAAAUGUUCCAAAAACACCCAAAUACGUCCUUUUAGAAAUGAAAACACACUGAGUUUAGUGAUGCAGGUCUUUAGAUGUUGUACAUGUGAAAUUGUGUCAUUUCGAACUUUAUCCACAACGUUAUAUUCCAUUUUGUGUGGAAAUACAUUUCUGGUUGGGGAAAGUUUCUCAAAAUCAAGUGAAAUUGCAAUAAAGGUGUAUUGACUCUUCUAUGACAUGCCAUUUACAUCAAAAUAAUAUUUUAUUGUAAAAAAGCACAUUUCUCCUUUAAGGAAACUUUAGAGACGAGUUGAUGGUUUUAGGGAUGGGCUGGGGGAUGUAUAUGGGAUUAAUUCAUUAUUGAGUGAAAACCACCCUACCCAGGGAGACCCUAGAGUGGGGCAGAUGGGCUUAGGAAUGGGGUUAGGGAUGGGGAGAGCCAUGGAAUGUCUAUGGUGUAUGGGCACUAUGGGGAGACAGGCAACCUACACAAGGAGACCCUAGAGUGGGGUACAUUAGCAUGGGGGGUAGGGUAUGGACACUAUUGAGAGAGAACCAACCCAACCUAAGGAGAGCUAUAGAGUUUAGGGUUAGGGGUAGAGUGGAGGGAUGUCCAUGAAGUAUGGGAAUUGUAGGGAGACAGCCAACCCACACAUGGGUGCCCUAGAGUUGGGUAAAUAGGGAUGGGGUUAGAGUUGGGUGAUGGGACAUGGGCACUACUUCCUAAAACACAAUACUUUUCCUGACACCAACAGUGUGUUAACAGAGGUGGCCAUUAAAACCCCACAAGAGAAUGCAUAUUAAGGCUGCACUUGGCAGUAUUUGUCCGUUAAGAAAUACACACCUACUCUUUGGUGUUAGACACACGGGUACACCCAAGAGUAACAGCUAUCGUUCACUUACCAACCGUAACAUCACAAUCGCAUACUCCAUGCACAACAAAACGAGGCCAAAGAAUACGCUGUUGUUUAGUGUGUGUGUUACUGAACAAGACUGGAGAAAGUAUGUAUUUAUUAUUUAUAUCUCUGUUGAGCAAUACGGACAGGGAGGAUUUGGGGUGCUAGACGAGAGCAUUUUCAUGAAACUGUUGGGGAGUGCAUUGAAUACAUAGAAAUGGAUAGAAGGUGCAUGUGCCAAAAAGCUGCCCAUGCUAUCACAUCAAACAUUAUUGCAAAGAAAAGCCCUCUAUCCAAUUCUAUGAUUGCAUGUAUUCUAUUACAGUAAUAUGUCCAGAAAUGGAGAGAGACAGCCGCUUCUCUCCACUCUCAUAUAACACUAUACUAGCCUGAGUGCCAGUCUGUUUGUGCUAUCAUGUGCUAUCAUGCUAACUCCUUAAUGGUUAUGGCUUGACAUGUUUGGCUUGACAAUGACGGCGAUGGAGUUUGCCAAGAGCGCAAACAGAUUUGGGGCCUGGAAACCCCUAUACUCCAUAAUGGCAUCACAUCACUCCUUAACACUACACUACCACACCACGCCUUAGAUUGUGUAUAUUGGUGUAGUGUGAAGUUUCCCCUAGACACUGAUCCUGGGUCCGUUUUGCAUUUUCCCCACUAAUGGUUAAGGUUAAAAUAGGGGGAGGCGAAGCUGAUCCUAGGAAAUUUCUUGUAGCCCUAAAAUUACCACACCAUGUCUUGUGUGUCUAUGCAUUCAUCAUUAUUGUGUGUAUUAAAUGUUGUGUAUAGAAGUGAUA